AAGAUGUACAAGCUCUUGGGUUUGGUUAUCCUGGUGUCUGUGUCAAUUGCUUGGAUUCAGGCUGACUGCGAUGUGUGUCAAUCAAAUGGAGCUGCUUGUAUUAACCAAACCGCUUACCAUUUGUGCUUCGGUGCUGAAACGCCGGAUGUUAAUCAGACCUUCGUUUGCACCGAUGGUUUGGUGUGCACGGAUCAGCCUGUGAUCUGUUUCCAGCGUAGCGAGACUCCAGCGAGUUGUGGCGACACAGACAGCUGCGGCAUGUGUGCUCCCAAUUACACCUUUGCCUGCACCUCCCGAUCCACGUUCGCCUUUUGCUUUGGAGCCUUGACGCCGACCAAUGUCACUGGCAGCUGCCCCGAUGGCUACUUUUGUGACGCCUCCACUCAGGAGAUUUGCGUGACCAAGGCCACCGAUGAUUCUAUCAUUUGCCACUUAAAUUGA
This is a messenger RNA of Drosophila kikkawai, 441 nucleotides long. RefSeq lists its product as uncharacterized. Lineage: Eukaryota; Metazoa; Arthropoda; Insecta; Diptera; Drosophilidae. The record is from RefSeq and is a predicted model, not a curated record.